Molecule: messenger RNA, 2844 nt
Organism: Salvia miltiorrhiza (redroot sage)
Lineage: Eukaryota; Viridiplantae; Streptophyta; Magnoliopsida; Lamiales; Lamiaceae
Exons: 3
Coding region: 1-2844 (947 amino acids)
Molecular function (GO): nucleic acid binding
Source: RefSeq, a predicted model, not a curated record
AUGGAUGUGGUUAUUGCUUCGGUUCGUCCUCCUGCCUUGGAUAGUAGUGGGAAGAACUAUUCCUUGUGGAAAACUAGGAUGAAGAUGUACAUAAAAUCCAUUGAUGAACGUGCCUGGGCUGUUGUGUUGGAUGGAUGGACUCCACCGCGUGUUACUGAUGAUGUUGGCAACAUUACUCCUAAACCAGAAAGUCAAUGGAGUGCAGAUGAACGACUUAUUUCUAGUCACAACUCCAGAGCUUUGAAGGCUAUUUUUAUCUCAGUUGAUGUUCCUUGUUUUCGCCUGAUCUCUAACUGUGUUGAAGCUCGCGAUGCUUGGUUUAUUUUACAGGAACAAUGUGAAGGAUCAGCAAGUGUUAGAGCAACAAAAUUACGAAUGUUGACUACAAAGUUUGAAAUAUUGAGGAUGCAUGAAGAUGAGACUAUUCCAGCAUAUUAUGAGAAGUUGUGUGAGAUCUCAAAUGAGACACUUGGUCUUGGAAAACCAAUCAGCAACGAGAGACUUGUAAGUAAAAUGUUGAGAUCACUUCCGGAAAGGUACAACAUGAAAAUUUCUUCCAUUGAAGCAACUGCUGAUGUUACUUCGAUUAGAAUUGGUGAUUUGGUUCGUAAGUUAGUAACAUUCGAGACGAAUCUUGAGCAGCAAAAACCCGGUUACUAUCUUAAGAAUGUUGCUUUUCAUGUUGACAAAUCUGCUUCUGCGAUUGAUGUUACCGAUAAUGUUGAGAGCGCAGAUGUUGAUCUGGAAGAUGAUGAUGAUGUUAAUCUUGUCAUGUUGGCCAAGACCUUCAACAACAUGAUGAAGUCUCUGAAUAAAGCGAAGAACAAAUCUGGAGGCAAAAGGAUGUCAGUGGGAUCCUCAUUUAACAUUUGUAAUGUUAAGAGGAACUACACUAGUCCAACAUCAGAGAUUAUAAAUGCUGACAACAUUCAAUGCAGGGGUUGUCAAGGCAUGGGUCAUUAUGCAAAUGAGUAUCCUACAGUUGCAAGAAAAAGACAAGCUGGACUUUCACCCGUCCUUAGUUCUUUUUCAAAAUCUGAGGAAGAACAAUUUUUGUGGUCUGUAACUAUUGAUGAGGAUGAAUUGUUAGAAGCUGGAGUGAUAGAAGCACUUGAAGAGCUUGAUGUUAUCUCUGAUGUUGUAUCUGAUGAUGAUACUGAACCAGAUUUGAUGAAUGUUGAUGUUUCUUGCACUGCUGCUGUUGAAGAACAGGUGAUUGAUCCACUGAAAGAAAUGGAGAACAAUGAAGCCUUGUAUGAAGAAGUGGACAAUCAAUGUGGAGAAUUGAUGAAUGACCUUUGUUUGUUGCUGGAUGAGAAUCAAAAGUCGAAAGAUGAGGUUACCAGAAUUGAAGGUCUUUUAACACAACAUGAUGUUGAAUUGGGUAAGCUCAAUAAUGAGGUUGUCAGUGUUGAAAGAACAUUUGAGCAUCUAAACAAAGGUACCUCUGAUCUUAACGAAGUGUUGUCUCAAGUUCAAAUUGGUCAAUGUGGGUUAGGAUACAUAACUGAAGUGCUCAGUAUGUUGAAUGAACAUCACAAUACCACUGUGUGCGCUAAGGAGAGAAAUAUUGGAGUGAUCAUGGAAAAUGUUACUAACAUAGGAUUUUCACAUGAAGAAAAAUCAAAGAGGAAGCUUAAAUCCUAUGCGUGCCAUUAUUGCUCAACUCCAGGUCACAUUAAACCCUACAGUGUUAAAUGCCUCAGUGUUGUUGAUGAUCUAUCUGUCAAACAGAUGUUUGAUAGUUACCAAACGAAUGUUAGUAACAUUAGCAGGUUUAUUUUUGGAGCAAUGUCCAACACUGAAAAAGAUGACGAACCUUGCAAUGUUAUAUACAUAUUUUUACAUGCUAACAUCUCUGAUAGUUGGUAUUUUGAUAGUGGUUGUUCAAGAUACAUGACAGGUUCUGAAGCGUUGCUCACUGACUAUGUCUCAACAAAUGGAGGAAAUGUUACUUUUAGAGCAGGCAUGUUGGUGAAGUUUGACAAGAACAUAUGUGAAGUGUUUGACAACAUCAAUCAAUGUGUGAUGAUGUGUAGAAGAUCCUCUGACAUCAGCUACAAAUCUAAGGAUGAUAACAUUUGCAAUGUUGCCAAGCUGAAUGAUGUCGAGCUGUGGCAUCAAAGUCUUGGCCAUGCUGAUCUCAAAAAUCUCCAGAAGCUCAUUGCAAAUAAUGUUGUUCGUGGACUCCCAAAGUUUGUGAUCAAACGAGAUGUUUUUGAUAAACUGUAUAAAAUGUUUGGUGCACAAUAUGGAAUGAAUGUUGGCAGAAUCAUAAUUUAUCAUGGAAAAGCAUUUGAGAACUUAUUGUUUGAUGAUUUCUGCACUAACCAUUAUUUUCUUCUUGAGUACUCGACUCUCAAAACCCCUUAUCAGACUAGUGUUGCAGUUUGGAAGAACAUGAUACUUCAAGAGAUGAUGAGAGCAAUGUUACAUGCAAAGAGUUUGUCCAAAUGUUUGUGGACUGAAGCAGUCAACACUGCAUGUCACAUUAUCAAUCGAGGUUACUUGAGACCAGAUGAUGAAGAUGUGUCAGUGUUACUGGAAGAACAUGAGGAAUCUGAGCAAACAUCUGAACAACGGACAAAUGUGAAUGUUGACCCAACAUCAGAUGUAACAUCCAGUGACUCAACACCCGAACCUGAGUUAGUUGAAAACACAUCAGACCCAGAUGAUGAACAGGGAAGACAUCUUCUUCAUGACUCCAGCAGGUGCGAUCCUCCAGGACAUGUUAGAAAGAAUCACACCAACACUCAGCUUAUUGGUGAUGUGUCAGAACAAAUGCAAACUCGAAAGAGGAAGGAGACCAGCUACAAAGAUAUGGUAAGGAUUUCAUGCAUGUGA